UCUCGAGCAAGGACUAACUUGGGGUGGCCAUUGGUUGGGACUCAGCUUUUUAGAUCAUGUCUAAGGAAGAGGCCAAUUCUUGAAAAGACUAAAACUAAGGAGGAGGUUGUUCUGUUGUGGUCAAAGUUGGUGGCGGCCAUGAAGAGGUGCUUGAACCUGGAGAUCGAUCUAUGUAUCAAGGCAACUGAUGUUUUGAACUGGAAAAUUUGA
Molecule: messenger RNA, 210 nt
Organism: Ilex paraguariensis (yerba mate)
Lineage: Eukaryota; Viridiplantae; Streptophyta; Magnoliopsida; Aquifoliales; Aquifoliaceae
Source: the annotation of a GenBank genome assembly